UCUAUAUACAUCUUGUGUCCGGUCUAUGAUUGGUUUGAUUUUGUGAUAGAUUUUUAUAUUUUUAAACUUGUUCCUCUCUCAUUCAUUUCUGCAAUACGAUCACAAAAAUCAAACACAUAACACACAUGAAUCGACAAGAUUUUAAAAGCAACAUUGAUGGGAUCCAUUCGUAUUCAUCAUGUUCGAUAUGUGAUCAGUUUCUAUAUUCCUAUACUUAUUCGUUUGUCAAUUGUUGUUCUCCUAUUGAUGAACAUAGGAAGGCAAGCAAGCUUAUGAGUCCUUGAACUCACGGAGCCAGAAAAAAGGAGGAUUCAAGGCUUGCAUAUUUGUUUAUGCAUUGUCGACCUUGGAUAGUAUUGGGUCCAUUGCAAACAUGUCGGUUUUUGUUCUCUACUUCAAUAACGUGAUGCGAUUCGAUGUCUCAAUCCGCAAAUACUUUCACAAACUAUAUGGGUUCAACUUUUCUACUCUCUGUCGUUGGAGGUUUCAUCUCAGACACUUACCUGAGUAGGCUCACCACAUGUUUGAGCUUUGGACUACUUCAAAUAUUGGCAAGUUAAAUUUCACUCUCAAUCUAAAUGCAAGCUCAUGUAUUGGACCACUUUUUUCUUUUAAUUCUUAGACACAAGCUCUUCUAAUGAUUAAACUCUUGCUUCUUUUAAUAAUCAACACUCUGUGUUCUUCUCCCCGUUUGGUUCUAUGAUGCAGGGAUGCAUAUAGAAUGAAUGAAAUACACAAGGAGAACAAGAGCAAUACAGAAAAUAAAACUUUCUCUGGAUUUUGUUACUCAAUUUAUGAAUGCUUAGUUGCUUUACAAUCCAAUUAUAGUUAACGUUGUUUGGUAACUAAGCCACAAUUCACACUCCAAAGCAUACAAAAAUUACAUAGAGUCAGAAAAGAUUCAAAAUAGCAUAUUUGAGUUAAGUAUAAAUUUUGAAUCUAGAAUAAAAAAAAGAGACAUUGCAAAAAAAUAGUGAUUCAAAAAAUAUUUUUCUAAUUAAGUAUUCAAAUCUUUUCAAAAAUAGUAAAUUUUCUAAUUUGGUGGCCUAAAUGAUGAAAUUUACCCAAAAUUCAGUGCAUAUCAAAGUAAAUUUGUUGGGCCAUUUCAAAUAGAAUGAGUAUUUUGGGCCUGAUCUAACAGCCUUAGAAAAUCGUCAAAAUUAUUGUUUUACCAUCAAAUGGUCAAACUACUACAUGAAUUUGUUGUUAAUCACCAUUGCAUUGUCCUAGCUCAAUUCAUUCAUGUAUCACUUCCAGGCAGUGACAAUGAUCACAAUCCAAGCCUUCUCAAAAAAAUUGCAUCCUGAUGCUUGUGGCAAGGCAACUUGUGUAUCAGGUGGUGAAGCACUUAUGUUUUACGGCUCCCUCUAUCUGUUAGCUCUAGCAGCAGGUGGAGUUAGGGGGUCCCUUACACCACUUGGAGGUGACCAAUUCGACCCAAAGGAUAAAAAAGGAGCUAAGGGUCUUGCAACUUACUUCAAUUGGUAUGUACUAAGUACAACCCUGGGAGCAAUUGUGGGAGUAACUGUUGUUGUGUGGGUUAGCAUGAACAAAGGUUGGUCUUGGGGUUUUCUAAUUGGUACUAUUACUUCCUCUCUUGGUUUUAUUGCUCUUGCCCUUGGAAAGCCUUUCUACAUUAUCCGACCUCUAGGGACAAGCCCUAUUACAAGGGUAGCACAGGUUAUUGUGGUUGCAAUCAGGAAUAGAAGGUUGACACUACCAGAAAAUUCUGAAGAACUAUAUGAAAUUAAUGAUAAAGAAAGAGACCUUGCAGAAGAAAAAGUCUCACAUACCGCUCAGUUCAGGUCGCUGGACAAAGCUGCCAUCCUUCUAGACGGCAUGAAUCCAAAUCCAUGGAGAGUAUGCACUGUGACACAAGUUGAAGAAGUGAAGAUACUAACAAGAAUGUUGCCCAUCUUAGCAAGUACAAUCAUAAUGAAUACAUGCAUGUCCCAGUUGCAGACAUUCUCAGUAAUCCAAGGCCUCUACAUGUAUCCAUAUUUAGGUUCUUUUAAGUUUCCUACAGCCUCAAUACCCGUAAUUCCCCUAAUUUUUAUGUCUCUCCUCAUUCCUGUAUAUGAGUUUCUCGUGGUUCCAUUUGCCCGAAAGAUCACUGGCCAUCCAGCCGGUAUCACUCAACUUCAACGUGUUGGUGUUGGGCUUGUUCUAUCAAUCAUUUCAAUGAGUGUAGCUGGGAUUAUUGAGGUGAAGAGAAGGGAUCAUGUUGGGCCAUUUCAAAUAGAAUGA
Camellia sinensis is the source of this 2247-nucleotide messenger RNA. The record is from RefSeq and is a predicted model, not a curated record. Lineage: Eukaryota; Viridiplantae; Streptophyta; Magnoliopsida; Ericales; Theaceae.